AUGUGGAAAACCACAUUGAACUUGUCAAUGCAAUUAAUAGGAAAAAACUUAAAUGUAAAAAUAUUUCAUGCAGAUUUCAAAAAAGCUGCACAUAUUGCAGUUCUUCAGAGUUUUCUGCUGUGUAAAAUAAUAUGUUGUACAUUCCAUUUAGGAAAAAGUUGGUUCAGGCGUUUGAAAAAAAAUAUAAUAUUACUAAAAGAAUACUCAAAAAAUGAUUCGGAAAUCGGAAGGUGGCUUAAAUAUUUUUUUGGUUUACCUUAUCUAAACUCUGAUGAAGUUCCGGACGCAUUUACGGAGCUAAUCUCAAUAGCUCCUAGUAAUAUAAGUAUGGAUUUUUCGGACUAUAUUUUAAAAAAUUAUAUUGAUUUUGAUGCUGAUUUUGGGCCAGAAUUAUGGGCAAGUGCACCAGACGAUAGCCCUAGAACAACAAACGGAGCUGAAAACUUUCAUAUGCACUUUAAUAGCCAGUUUUAUACCCCCCACCCCCACAUUCACAAAAUCAUACAAAUACUAAUGGAAAUUCAAGUCGACACCGAUUUAAAAAUAAACUCAUUAAAAAAAAAAUAAGGAAAACACACGUAGGACAGAAAUAUUAAAAAAACAAAAUUUUUUGAAAAAAA
This is a messenger RNA of Metopolophium dirhodum (rose-grain aphid), 620 nucleotides long. RefSeq lists its product as uncharacterized. The record is from RefSeq and is a predicted model, not a curated record. Bases 1 to 567 code for a protein of 188 amino acids. The transcript has a single exon. NCBI's taxonomy places the organism in Eukaryota, Metazoa, Arthropoda, Insecta, Hemiptera, Aphididae.